CAGUGGAUUGGACUGAAGCGUCUUCAUGAUGAAUCGUCCACAGAACCCUGAAGAAGGUGAAAACCCAAGCAGAACCUCCAAGCUGCCAGCAGGGGGAGUAGUUCUGCUGGUUCUGGUCGGUCUGCUGGCUGCUGCUCUCAUCGUCAUCUACAGACUCUCGUUUGAUAAAAUACGCAGCAAUCAAACCAUCCAAACUCUGAAAGACAAGAAUGAAGCUCUGGGGAAAAAUAUCUCAGAUCUGACAUGUCUGAAGUGUGAAGCAGGAUGGGAGCAACAUGGAGGAAACUGUUAUUAUUUCUCCACCAGUAAAUCCUCCUGGACUGACAGCAGACGUUCCUGCACUGAUCUGGGAUCAGACCUGGUGAAGAUCGACAGCAGAGAGGAGCAGAUGUUCCUGUUAGAAAGACUGAGAGUCUUGAUGAAGGACGAUGAGGACAUGUUCUGGAUUGGACUGACAGACUUAAAGGAAGAAGGAAAAUGGUUCUGGGUGGACGGAUCACCUCAGGAUAAAAGUUUGACGUUCUGGAAGGAUGGAGAACCUGACAACGCAAGUAAAGAUGGUGCAGACUCAGCUGACUGUGCAAGGAUGGGGAGGAAAAUAGAAGCUCAAGGCCUGAAGUCCUGGUUUGAUAUAUCCUGUAAUUUUCCUCACAAAAGCAUCUGUGAGAAAACAGCUGGACUGAGUUCAUGUGUUUGUGUCUGAAGAUCAGUUCAGUCUGUGAACUGAUCUGAGUUCAGCUUCAGGAAGCUGCAGUGAUGCUGCUUUUAUCAAGAUAUUGUGUUUAAAAUGUUAAAUUUACUUUCAGACAUGUUGAAAUUAUCAUUAAACUUUCAACAUUCAAACAUAUUCUUGCUUGAUUUGCUGUCAUAUUAAUAUUUUGGUUAAAUGUAGAAUAUCCUUUGAAAAAAUAUAAAACUAUGUAACUUGUAAAUAUUUGAUUAUGAUCAGGAAUUUCUCUUAACUUGUUCCACAUUUUGUCCAGUAAAAUACGUUUUUGGUCAAUAUGACUAAAAAAACAACAAAGACUUUGAAAUAAAUUAUUUGGAGAACUUUUAUAACUUUUGCUCAUAUUUGAUGCAAAGUUUAUUUAUAAUUGUUACGUGGUAAAAAUUUAAUAAAUGUUUAAAAAAAUA
Messenger RNA from Poecilia latipinna (sailfin molly), 1134 nucleotides. RefSeq names its product C-type lectin domain family 4 member E-like. Lineage: Eukaryota; Metazoa; Chordata; Actinopteri; Cyprinodontiformes; Poeciliidae. The transcript has 6 exons. Bases 26 to 703 code for a protein of 225 amino acids. The record is from RefSeq and is a predicted model, not a curated record.